Sinocyclocheilus rhinocerous is the source of this 360-nucleotide messenger RNA. Its product is annotated as ubiquitin-conjugating enzyme E2 variant 3-like. Gene Ontology annotation, biological process: pyruvate metabolic process; lactate metabolic process. The record is from RefSeq and is a predicted model, not a curated record. The transcript is spliced from 2 exons. NCBI's taxonomy places the organism in Eukaryota, Metazoa, Chordata, Actinopteri, Cypriniformes, Cyprinidae. The annotation marks the transcript as partial. Gene Ontology annotation, molecular function: L-lactate dehydrogenase (NAD+) activity.
ACCUGUCGGCCUCGGCGGGCUCUAAGGUGGUGGUGAUCACAGCCAAUGCCUGGAGUGAUGAGCAGUCAUAUUUGAGUGUAGUUCAGACUAAUGUGGACAUGUACGGAGGCAUCAUCCCUCGUCUCGCCCAGCUCAGUCCGAAAGCCGUGCUGCUCAUCGCCUCUCAACCAGUGGACGUUAUGACACAUGUUGCCUGGAGACAGAGUCAUCUUCUGCCCACUCAGGUGAUCGGUGUGGGCUGUAAUCUGGAUUCAGAGAGACUGUCUCACAUCAUCAACAUUUCACUGGUGGCGAAUAGCACAGGCAAGCAGGCCUGGGUCAUCGGAGAACUGUCCGAGAACAAGGGUGAGUCGAUCACAA